CAGUGAUAAAUUUUUAUGUCCUCACUUCAAUGCAUUGAAGAAGAUCAAGGUGAAAAAGUAUCUUUGGUUUCUGCAGUGUGCGCGGUGUGGGCUGAGGAGUCUGCUUUGGGUGGAUUAUUGAGAAAGACUAAAAUCCCACCUUUUGCCAUGCCUGGAAUUACAACUAAACUGUACCAGUCGGUGUUUCGGCGAACGUCGACGUUUGCAUUAACCAUCAUGUUGAGUGCAUUUGUGUUUGAAAGGACAUUUGAACUUGGAUCAGCCUGGACGUUCGAUUACAUCAACAGAGGCAAACUGUGGGAUCAUAUAAAAGACAAAUAUGCAGCUCCAGAAGAUGAAUAAGCCUUUAUUAAUUGCUUUGCGGUAUCCGCUCGGUGUAGAUAAUACUUGUAAAGUACGAUUACGAUAUAAAUAAAUAAAUGCGUUGUAACAGAGACAAA
Messenger RNA from Schistocerca gregaria, 440 nucleotides. It is a transcript of the gene ox, whose product is annotated as cytochrome b-c1 complex subunit 9. The transcript is spliced from 2 exons. NCBI's taxonomy places the organism in Eukaryota, Metazoa, Arthropoda, Insecta, Orthoptera, Acrididae. The coding region runs from base 16 to 342 and encodes 108 amino acids. Gene Ontology annotation, biological process: mitochondrial electron transport, ubiquinol to cytochrome c. The record is from RefSeq and is a predicted model, not a curated record.